AUGCGAACCUACGAGGACACCUUCUCCGGCGCGAGAAUUUACCCUGGCAAGUCGCUUGAGGGUGAUGACGACGAUGACGGAUCGCAGGACGAGCACUCGGGUAAGCUCUACGUCCGUGGCGACAGCAAGAUCUUCCGAUUCCAGAACGGCAAGUCGGAGUCUCUCUUCCUGCAAAGGAAGAACCCCCGCCGUAUCGCAUGGACCGUCCUCUACCGCCGACAGCACCGCAAGGGUAUCUCUGAGGAGGUUGCCAAGAAGCGAACUCGCCGCACCGUCAAGUCUCAGCGAGGCAUCGUUGGUGCUUCUCUCGACGUGAUCAAGGAGAAGCGCAACAUCCGACCCGAGGCCCGUUCCGCUGCCCGAGCCCAGGCCAUCAAGGAGAGCAAGGAGAAGAAGCAGGCCGAUGCUGCUGCCAAGAAGUCCGAGAAGGCUAAGCUCGCUGCCCUGGCCUCCAAGGGCCAGGCUGUCCGACAAGUCAGCAAGCAGGGUGCCAAGGGCUCUGCUCCUAAGGUUCAGGCCAAGAGCCGUUAA
Molecule: messenger RNA, 531 nt
Organism: Fusarium tjaetaba
Lineage: Eukaryota; Fungi; Ascomycota; Sordariomycetes; Hypocreales; Nectriaceae
Product: 60S ribosomal L24 protein
Exons: 4
Coding region: 1-531 (176 amino acids)
Biological process (GO): cytoplasmic translation
Cellular component (GO): cytosolic large ribosomal subunit
Molecular function (GO): structural constituent of ribosome; mRNA binding
Source: RefSeq, a predicted model, not a curated record